Tilletiopsis washingtonensis is the source of this 2504-nucleotide messenger RNA. RefSeq lists its product as hypothetical. Gene Ontology annotation, molecular function: protein-macromolecule adaptor activity. Gene Ontology annotation, biological process: protein import into peroxisome membrane. The record is from RefSeq and is a predicted model, not a curated record. NCBI's taxonomy places the organism in Eukaryota, Fungi, Basidiomycota, Exobasidiomycetes, Entylomatales. The coding region runs from base 50 to 2359 and encodes 769 amino acids. Gene Ontology annotation, cellular component: peroxisomal membrane. The transcript is spliced from 7 exons.
CCUCCAUCCCCACUUCACCGACUCCCACACUCGGCAGCCGCGCCAGACGAUGCAGCUGCCGCCCGCGCUCUCGCUGCCGAGCAGCCGCACGCUGCGCACGCGGCUGCGGCCGCUCGUCGUGCUCGGCGCCGUCGCCGGCGGCGCCUAUGCCCUCGUCGGCACGGCCGUGCGCGUGCUGCAGGAGAGCCAGCAGCGCCUGGCCGACGAGCGCCGCGACCGCGAAAACUUGAAGCGCCGCUUUGCGCAGAACCAGGACGACGUCAGCUUCACGGUGCUCGCGCUCCUCCCGACGCUGGCCGAGCAGCUGUGGGCACAGAUGGACGUCGAGGCGGUGACGGCCAGUCUGCAGCAGGGCAGGAAGCUGCCGGCGCCGGCACAGCCGCAGCAGAUCGAGCAGCCGGCUGCGCGGCAAGAGGAGCCAGAGGUCGAGCCGUAUGCUACGACCAACGGCGCUGCAGAGCAAGGAGCGCAGGCAGAGCCAGACGCCCGGACGGAUUCUCCCGCCGCAGUCGACGCAGGAGCAGAGGCCUCUGACGCAGCUCCGGCAGCGGCCGAGCCUAGCGCCCCAGUCGAAGGCGCUGCUGCCGCUGCCACAGAUAGCGAGCCCGCCGCUUCGGCUGCUGCCUCAGCGCCGCUCGAGGCACAGCCAUCCUCGGACGCCGCGCCGGCCGCAGCUGCCUCGGCGGUCGAUGUCGAUGUCGCUGCCGCCGCGGCCGCCGACACUGCCUCGCAGCCUGCAGACGCCGCAGCUGCGCCCGGCGCAGAGGCCGCAGCAGCCGCUGCCGACGUAGAGGCACAGCCCGAGGCACUGCCCAAGAAGCUGCGCAGUCUCUCUGCGUCCGCCGCUGCGUUCGUGCCUAAAGGCAUGGCGCAGCCGCCGGCUCUGCCACAGGAGGUGCUGUCGGAGGGCAAAGAGAUGGUGGAAGACAAGGUGGAGACGCUGCAGCAGGAACAAGCACAAGCGCAGGGCGGGCAGGGGGAGAAGCCGCACUUGAAUGGCGAUGCUCCGGCUGAUGAGGCGGCGCCAGAUGAGCAACCCGCAUCAGAAGCGGUGGGCGGAAGCGCACUGGAUAGCAUUGCCGAGCCCCCGCCGCCAGCGAUCCCUGCGGACGCGCGCCUGGCACCUCCCUCCGCGGCUGAGCAGCGCUCCUCCGGAGAGGCCGCUCACGAUGCCGCAGCAUCCACCAACGGCACAGAGGCGCCGCUCUCGAAUGGAGUCGCAGCGCACGAAGCCGAGGCGGACACCACGGCCGAGCGGGAAGACUCCUCCCCUCCCACACCGCCGGCGGUGCCGGAGCUGAACGAGGAAGAGAAGAAGGAGCAGCUGCGGAGAGAGCAGCGCGCCAAGCUGGAACUGUGGAACGAGCUGCGCAUCGUUUCCAUCUCCCGCACUCUCACCUCCCUCUACGCUCUCGUCCUUCUCACGCUUCAGACCUCAGUGCAGCUCAACGUGCUGGGACGCCGCGCCUACCUCGACUCCGUCUCUGCGCUCUACCCGCGCGCCGCGCCUUCUGCGCCCUCGGAUGGGCCGCAUCAGAUCCGUCUGGAGCCCGGAGGCGCCGGGACCGGCGCAGAUGGCUGGGGCCGCCUGGACGAGGAGGAGGAAGAGAAGGAGAGAAAGGAGACGGAACAGCUCUUCCUGACGUUCAGCUGGUGGUUCCUGCAUCGCGGCUGGGAGGAGAUCGCAGCGCUGGUGCGCGAGAGCGUGGGCGAGGUGUUCGGCUCUCUGCCACUCAAGACGCCCCUCUCGCACGCCGACUUCCUCGCGCAUCUCGCCGACGUGCGUCGGCGCAUCGAGUACGAUGGCGAUGCCGAGGCAGGCGGACUCGGCGCCAGCAUGAUGUCGGAUGUGCGUUCGGAGCGGAGCGGUCUGAGCUCUAUGCGACGAGGCAAGCGACGCAACUUCGCGACGGCGCUGUACCCCGCAGGCGAGGAGGCAGAGCUCGACGUCCUCGUGCGCGCCGGCGCCGUGACUCGCGACUCUUCGCGCAUUCCUGCGGCGCUGCGCGCCUUGCUCGACGAGACGCGCGACGUGCUCGAGUCGCGCGACUUCCGGCGCGUGCUGCGCCUGUCGCUCAGCCGCGUCUUUGCGGAGCUCGACGAGGCCCUGCGCCCGGCGUUCGGCGUCGCGCCGCCCAAGCCGCCGGGCGUGCCGAGCAUGACGCUGGAGAGAUUCAGGGAGGUGGAGGAGGAGGAAGAGGAGGGGAAGCGCGUCAGGCUCGCGGCGCUCUUGCCGGCAAUCGCGAGACAGAGCCAGCUGAUCCUCUGUGCGGUGCCCAACACCUAUGCCGAGGCACUGGCAGAUCUCAACGAGCUCAAGGCCUGGUCGGCCAUUGUGUAUACCGCGUGGGACCGGUAGAUCAGUCACCUCGCACCAAAAUGGAAUCGGGGUCUAAUGCAUGCCCACGGCGAUGCGUGCUGUAGAUGACGGGUGACGGGGAGAGGGGCGCGAGGUGAUGCUACAGAAGUGACGUAUGCGAGAAGGAGCAUGGCGCAAUGGCAGC